This is a messenger RNA of Lentinula edodes (shiitake mushroom), 1374 nucleotides long. RefSeq lists its product as uncharacterized. NCBI's taxonomy places the organism in Eukaryota, Fungi, Basidiomycota, Agaricomycetes, Agaricales, Omphalotaceae. The coding region runs from base 1 to 1374 and encodes 457 amino acids. The record is from RefSeq and is a predicted model, not a curated record. The transcript has a single exon.
AUGUCGCAAAGUCAAUCAGAUUUUCCCAAGGAUCAGACCAUUGAUCCUAAUAGCACUGUACAAACAGAGGGGGAAUACGACCUUGAGCCACUCAAGUCUUUGGACAUCGGACAUGGAAUUCAUCGGUACGUGCUUAAUCCUAAACGGGACGAAAUCAAAAAAGCACUGACUCUUCUUCCUACUCUCCGACCGUUCUACAAGAUAGCUAAUAACCAGAACAUUAGACAACGACGUGACAAUGCGCUUAGGAUCGCUGCUGUAGGAUUAAAGCGAGCGGAAUUAUCGCGUCUGAUGCCUCCACCACGAAAACUGUUCAAAUCUGUCUUUCCAAAGGAACUGUCAGCUUUGGAUACUCUGCUUUUCCAACAUAUCACAGGCACUCCAGCCUCGGGUCAAUUUGUGAGUGAAUCUGCUGUGGAAUCAGACCCUGUUCAAACAGUGCAUACUCUAGACUCACAAGGCUAUAUACAACUGAAUUACGCCUUGCUACAACUUCAGCAAGCUGCAAAAUCUUCCUUCCGACUCACCGGCAAGCGUCUCCCUGACCUUCCUUACUGGGGUGAUUUUGGGAAGGUCGGCUUGGAAUUUUACACAGAGAAUGACUUUGAAAUCAUUGCCAUUGCAUAUCGUGCACAAGUUGAGCAUUUUCUUACCCGAUUAGCGGAUGUACACGACUUCAAGACUAACGAGUUGAGAAAUGAUUCAGAACUAGCUGAAGAACACAUCAGGCUGUUUGGAGAAAUUGUCGAAGCUGCCAACCAGGACAUUCCUCUUCCUAUGGAAUCAAUAAGCAAUGCAGUACGUCAGCAUCGUACUAAACGUGUAACUAGUACUAAGGCAGCUACAGCCAACUCUUAUUCGGGAAUAGGAUCUUCAAGGAUCACUUCAUUACCACCACGCUCUACUUGUCGCCUCCAAGAUGUAUUUCCGGUAUUUAAUUUUGGGAAAAAUGUUGCUGAGGCUCCGGAUCCCGGCAAUGACUCAAGUAGUAAUGAAGAUGAUAGCGAGGAUGAGAGACCCUCAAGGUCACCUCCCAGGUUAAAGUGUCAAAUACCGGUGGCCACUUCUAUUGGUGCAGGUUGGAGCGAGGAACAGUUUGAUAUGAGACUCAAGCAAGACACCGUUCCAACAUGGGACGGUGACACUAAUACCAUUAUUCGCUGGAUCAAAAGAGUGAACGACUUAGCAAAGAAGUCACGGAAACUCUGUAAACAGCUGGGUAGUAUUGUUCCGAGGCGGUUGGAGGGUUCAGCUCAAUAUUGGUAUUACUCCCUUUCUUUAUCCCAUCGUGAUCACCUCGAAACUGACUGGGAACUGCUUCGAGAUGAAAUUGCAGCUUAUUACAUGAAUCGCCGCUGGAUGGAGACUAUGUGA